Messenger RNA from Phragmites australis (common reed), 702 nucleotides. RefSeq lists its product as uncharacterized. The record is from RefSeq and is a predicted model, not a curated record. The transcript has 4 exons. The coding region runs from base 248 to 595 and encodes 115 amino acids. Lineage: Eukaryota; Viridiplantae; Streptophyta; Magnoliopsida; Poales; Poaceae.
UCCCCCCAGGCUCGUCGUCGUCAUCCCAGCGGACGCCCGCACUGGUUUUUUUGUUGGUUAGCAGCGUAACCAUCCACUCAUGCAUCCGCUCACCGCCCCCCAACUCGUGCUCCACUCUAGUUUUUCAAUCCACCGCUCUCUCGCACAUCCUCUCCCCCCGUCCCUCCACCCGCCUGGCCGCCUACGCUUCCAGAAGCUUCUAGAAGGAAGGAGGUUGCUGCUCAUGACCGUCUGAUCGGCCGUCGCCAUGGGCUGCGCUGGAUCCACCCCUAAAACUGACGAUAACACUAACAGUAAGAAGCUGAAAAAAACAAAGCCUUGGAAGCACACCCAAGCAAUAACACCAGCACAGCUCAAACAGAUGCGUGAUGAAUUUUGGGACACUGCUCCUCACUAUGGUGGACAAAAAGAGAUUUGGGACGCACUUCGAGCUGCUGCAGAAACUGAUUUAGCGCUUGCACAAACCAUAGUGGACAGUGCUGGCAUCAUCGUAUCAAAUUCUGACAUGACACUUUGCUAUGAUGAAAGAGGUGCCAAAUAUGAACUGCCGAAAUAUGUUCUAAGCGAGCCGGCAAAUUUGAUCAGGGAGGGUUAAAGCUGUAGAAUAUAAAAAUGGAUCCAAGUAAAUUAUGUAAAUCACAUUUGUUCACUGACAUCAAUCUUGACCUGGUCAAAACUUCAAUAAAGUUACCAUUUGCUAAA